AUGCUCAGCAUACAUUCUACUUCAGUAGAGCUGGAGGGUGUACCUACAGAAAUCAUGGUACAAGGAUUUGCAGAUCGUAUCCUCGUACUUGUUACGCAAUUGGGCAAAGUUGGCAACUUGAUUCAAGCAUCCAUCCCAUCGACGACGCCACUAUUAUCGGCUGAUCUCGAUGAGGAUUCAACUGAUGGACUCCCUGCGCCCCCUGCGGCCAUUCAACUCACACCACUACUCGGUGGCGCUUCCUCUGAACAUCUGCAGACGCUGCAUUCAUUAUAUGCUGCACAAAUCGCCACCAUUAUCUGGGUCGAAGAAGCAAAGAAGAUGACUGUGAACCGAAGAAGUGUUGUAGUUGGAAUAGCGCUUCAUAGAGAUGCUGAUGAAAGAAACACAUUCCACGGUGUAAUGAAU
Messenger RNA from Suillus fuscotomentosus, 408 nucleotides. RefSeq lists its product as uncharacterized. The record is from RefSeq and is a predicted model, not a curated record. Lineage: Eukaryota; Fungi; Basidiomycota; Agaricomycetes; Boletales; Suillaceae. The annotation marks the transcript as partial. The transcript is spliced from 2 exons. Gene Ontology annotation, biological process: proteasome assembly.